CCUAAUCGUAAUCGCCAUGUCGUCUCCUCUCGCUUGUGUCAUUAUACUCGUCAUCAUCCUUGCCACGGUCCAGGCCGACCACGAAGCGGACUUGCGAGAAACCUAUGCGAAACUGAACUGUUUCAAAGGAUACGUGGGAAAGUUUAGUGACCAGUUGGAAGCGACGAUCAAGGAUUGCAAUUCAAAAUCUAUUGCGAGUUUUUGGUGUUACUUCUCUUGUUGUGAGGCAGGAAUGUCCGUCUUCGUAAAUGGCGCCUUCAACGAUACCGCGCGUGGGGAAGUUCUUCUGAGUUUUUUCGACCCUGCUGCUCCCGAAGCGACGCCCACCGUCGAUCAAUGGGUGAAGAUGCUGCAAUUUGUGAAGAUGAGGAAAUUAAGAAAGGGUUGAAGGUUCCAGCAGAUUACUCUGGCGAGUGUAAGGAUUACGAAGAGUUGAAGAAAUGCGUAGCAAAAGCGAGGAAAUGCCCUGCAUGAGUAAGCUGAUCGGUUUUCUCUAAAAAUUUGACGUUCUAUCCAACGGAAAUUGCGUCGGUCGUGAAUAAAUUCAUUAUUUUAAGUACAUUUCCAACUUUUAAGUGAUUAAAAAUUGAAAAAAUCAAAGAAAUUUGUAAUUAAAUAUUAUGUACAGACAAAUAAUUGUUGAUGGCUUGUACAAAUUAAAUCCACGUACGGAAUAAACAAAUUUUAUAAAAGCUGGAA
This is a messenger RNA of Folsomia candida, 699 nucleotides long. RefSeq lists its product as uncharacterized. Bases 17 to 388 code for a protein of 123 amino acids. The transcript is spliced from 5 exons. Lineage: Eukaryota; Metazoa; Arthropoda; Collembola; Entomobryomorpha; Isotomidae. The record is from RefSeq and is a predicted model, not a curated record.